This is a messenger RNA of Peromyscus eremicus (cactus mouse), 2298 nucleotides long. RefSeq names its product zinc finger protein with KRAB and SCAN domains 3-like. The record is from RefSeq and is a predicted model, not a curated record. Gene Ontology annotation, biological process: regulation of transcription by RNA polymerase II. Bases 239 to 1675 code for a protein of 478 amino acids. Lineage: Eukaryota; Metazoa; Chordata; Mammalia; Rodentia; Cricetidae. The transcript has 3 exons. Gene Ontology annotation, molecular function: DNA-binding transcription factor activity, RNA polymerase II-specific; RNA polymerase II cis-regulatory region sequence-specific DNA binding.
GUCUGGAUGUAGUUUAUUUGCCCCGGGGCAUUCGUUGAGACUUUUUAUUGUGCGGUUAGGGUGAGGUGCAGAGGAGGACUCCGCAAAGGCAAGGAUUUCUGGAGAAACCUGUGCAGCUGUGCCUCUGGGUGUCCCGGGGAACAGGGGGAGGAGACAGGUCCAUACUGAGUUCCCGUCUUCCGAGAAUCCUCUGAGGAUCCACAGCUUGCAGCUAGCGUGAGCCUAGGCUUAGCACAGAAUGGCUAGAGAGCCCGGAGUGAGCGCAGCCCUAAACGCUCGAUCUGCACUAGAGGGGACUGGGCUUCUGGUGGUGAAGGUGGAACAGGAAGAGGCCUCCCCCUUGGCAGAGGAGGCCAGUUGGCUGGGCAGCCCUGGGCCCGACCGCUCCCGCCAGCGCUUCCGCGCUUUCCGCUACCCCGAGGCCGCUGGGCCCCGGCAGGCGCUGAGCCGGCUCCGGGAGCUCUGCAGACAGUGGCUGCAGCCAGAUAUGCACAGCAAGGAGCAGAUCCUGGAGCUGCUGGUGCUGGAGCAGUUCCUGACCAUCCUGCCAGGGGAGCUGCAGGCCUGGGUGCGCGAGCAGCACCCCGACAGCGGGGAGGAGGUGGUGGCGCUGCUGGAGUACUUGGAGAGGCAGCUGGACGAGACACCUCCACAGGUCCCAGCUCGUGAAUGGAGUCGAGAACUUCUCUGCUGCAAGGUGGCAUUGUUGACGCCAUCCCAGAACUCACAAAGUAGCCACUCCCAGGCGAUGAAGUGCCUGCUCAAGCAUGAGUCUCAGGAAUCUUUGGAGUGUUCGCCCUUACAAGCAAGAGGCCUGGAAAUGGAGACUGAAACCAGGGACUUGUCUCCAGCUGAGGACUACACAGAACAAAAGCCUGAGCAGCCAGUGUGCUUCCUGACUGAAGACACUGCUCAGGUUCCUGCAGGUGCAGAAGCCAGUGAGCAGGAAGGCAAGUCACAGACAACACAGAAGAAUGCCACAAGGAGUAGGCGACACUAUUGCCAUGAAUGUGGAAAGAGUUUUGCUCAAAGCUCAGGCCUGACCAAACACAAGAGAAUCCACACUGGAGAGAAGCCCUACGAAUGCGAAGACUGUGGGAAGACCUUCAUUGGGAGCUCUGCGCUUGUCAUUCAUCAGAGAGUUCACACUGGUGAGAAGCCAUAUGAGUGUGAAGAAUGUGGCAAGGUCUUUAGCCACAGCUCGAACCUCAUCAAGCACCAGAGAACCCACACUGGGGAAAAGCCCUACGAGUGUGAUGACUGUGGGAAAACCUUCACCCAGAGCUGCAGCCUCCUUGAACAUCACAAAAUUCACACUGGAGAGAAGCCAUACCAGUGCAAGUUGUGUGGCAAAGCCUUUAGGCGUAGCUCACAUCUCCUGAGACACCAGAGGAUCCAUGGUGGUAAAACUGCCCACAAGCCUCUGCAUGGAGAGGCCCGGGAAGGUCAGAGUAGGGUGGAAAGCCAAUGGGAUGAUACUAAAACUCCCAUAACUUAUCAAUGCAGUGAGUGUGAGAGAAGCUUCACUCAGAAUAGAAGCCUUAUUGAACAUAAAAAAAUCCACACUGGUGAGAAACCCUACCAGUGUGAUGCAUGUGGAAAAGGCUUUACCCGAACUUCAUACCUUGUUCAACAUCAGAGAAGCCAUGUGGGGAAAAAAAUUGUAGCACAGUGACCGGUAUGAUAUCUGCCAGAGAUGGUGCUCACUUGUCAGUGAGCUGAAGAUACUCUGGAGCCCUUACUAACUGCAGAAGUGGGGAUAUUGCCAAUACACACCAUCUAGUGUUAGUUGUUAUAAGCUGGCUGAGGUAAAUUAUCUUUUAUGUUCUAAAAGUAACUGGAAUUAGACUCAUUAAUAGGCAGAUAUGAGAGUGUUCUCUUGAUAAGGUAGCACUGAAGUGUUUUGUUCCCACUCUUUGGAUCUACAAGGCCUUCUAGAACAGUUGCCCUUAGCCCGCACAUCUUUCUCCUGGGUGGAUGGUUCCAGAGUUUGGAGCAUACUCUUCUUACUAUUUGUUUGUCAACAUGAGGCUUUCAUGCUUUGGUCAGAUUCCUGAGGUCUUGGCCUCCUAAUGUGCCUUGUGUUAGUAAACAUUUACCACAGGGACUAAUGAAAUGAAUGAUCUUCAAAACUCUGAAGCUCUGUGUCUAGAUUUCUGAAGAAGUUCUAACGUGGGCCAUUUGUGUUUGCAUCUAAUUUGCUAAGGUUCUAGACUCUGAGUCAGUCCUACAGAUUUCAUACUAAGUAUGUGAUGUUACAGAAAUUGAGUUGGUGAUUCCAUAUAUCUUCAUGAAAAU